Molecule: messenger RNA, 2559 nt
Organism: Coregonus clupeaformis (lake whitefish)
Lineage: Eukaryota; Metazoa; Chordata; Actinopteri; Salmoniformes; Salmonidae
Product: palmitoyltransferase ZDHHC3-like
Exons: 7
Coding region: 505-1404 (299 amino acids)
Biological process (GO): peptidyl-L-cysteine S-palmitoylation; protein targeting to membrane
Cellular component (GO): Golgi apparatus; endoplasmic reticulum
Molecular function (GO): protein-cysteine S-palmitoyltransferase activity
Source: RefSeq, a predicted model, not a curated record
AUGCAGAGGCAACAAAGAUACUGAUAACUAUAGGGCAACCUCAGGUGUUUGGAACGCCAACCCUUGAGCGCACAUAAAUCUUGCGCAUGGAAGGCAGGGCACUUCCUGGUUUUUCCUCAAUUUGUUCCUUGCUUGUCAAAGAGCUUUCUAGAUUAAGUAUAGAGGGAAAAGGGCACGCACCCAACCAGUAGGUCUGCACGUAUUGUCAUUUCCAUAUGAAUAACCGGAAACAUCGAAACCAAGUGGUUUUGUAGUUUAACGAUGUACUCAACACGUCAAGCGUGAAUCGUGAGACACAUCAAGGGGUGUACUGCUAACUAACCCCACGCUAGCAAGCAUAACUAAUUAUCUAACGUGAUCUAGCUAAUUAUCUACAAUAAUCUACGACUAGCUGUUGUGAAUGGUGUAACGUUACCUAGCUAACGUUAGCGUGCCAGACAUUAAAAAAGAGGACUCCUCGACCAGGAAAGGGCAGCAUGCGGCGAGAGCUGCGGCCGUUCUAGAAUGAAGAAGAGCCCGGCGCACCGUUGCAGGGACAUCGAGAGGCAAGCCGGCUACCUGCAGCCUGAGCACUGCGCCCCUCCCCCAACCUGCCCUCGCUCCGACGCCAUGUGGUUCAUCCGCGACUGCUGCGGCAUCGUAUGCGGCGUCAUCACCUGGUGCCUGGUGUUCUAUGCCGAGUUCGUGGUGCUCUUCGUCGUGCUGCUGCCCGCCAAGAACCUGCUCUAUAGUCUAAUCAACGGUGCACUGUUCAGUGUCCUCGCCUUCCUCGCCCUGGCCUCACACGCCCGGGCCAUGUGCACAGACCCGGGUGCGGUGCCUAAAGGGAACGCGACCAAGGAGUUUAUCGAGAGCCUGCAGCUAAAGCCCGGUCAGGUGGUCUACAAAUGUCCCAAGUGCUGCAGUAUCAAGCCCGACAGAGCUCACCACUGCAGUGUGUGUAAACGCUGUAUCAAGAAGAUGGACCACCAUUGCCCAUGGGUAAACAACUGCGUAGGAGAGAAGAACCAGAAAUUCUUUGUCCUUUUCACAAUGUACAUUGCACUGAUAUCCCUCCAUGCCCUGGUCAUGGUUGCCUUUCAUUUUAUCUUCUGCUUUGAGUCAGACUGGACAAAGUGCAGUACAUUCUCUCCUCCAGCCACCGUCAUCCUCCUCAUCCUCCUCUGCUUUGAGGCACUCCUCUUCCUCAUUUUCACCUUGGUGAUGUUUGGGACCCAGGUCCAUUCCAUCUGUAACGAUGAGACGGGCAUAGAGCAGUUGAAAAAGGAGGAGAGAAGAUGGGCUAAAAGGACAAAGUGGAUGAACAUGAGGGUGGUAUUUGGCCAUCCGUUCUCUAUAGCCUGGCUAAGUCCCUUUGCAACACCUGACCACGGGAAGGCAGACUAUUACCAGUACGUUGUCUGAGGUGGGAAGCCAUGCUCCAGCACCCAUGCUACCAGCCUCUUUCAGGGUGCGGACUGAUGAUGCGUACAGGCGAUAGUCUUCCCGCCGCCUGACUUCACUGAGCAUGAACUCUUCUGACACUUCUCCUUUUCUGUUUUUGGUAAUUUUUCUUCUUUGUGAAAACAUCUUUAUCUGCUUGUUUUUAAUGCUUGUCACAUCUUUUAGUUUAUUUCUUUGCCAGGUGCUGAUUUGGAUAUCUGCAUGAAAUAUAAGCUAUGUUCCCUUCUGUUCACAAUCACUGCCAAGCCCUACAAAACCAUCAACUGUAAAAUGCCUCUCUGCUUUUCUUUCUCAUGUUUACCAUUGAAGAAAGCACUUACUGAUGUAACCUGGCCAGAGCCUGUAUCUGAGCUGGCUAAAAACUGGGCUUUGCCUUUGGGAUAGAAAUGGAAAUGAUCAUAAACCCAAAGUAUUUCCUGUAUUUGGUCAUUUCCUGUUUGAGGACUAGGCCUAAACAAAGCAAACGCAUGAGCUGAAUUCAUAUUGUUUUCGUCCACUGAAAAGCCAAUCAGUUCCGAUAGGCAGAUUUUGUCUUCCAAUGUUGCAGUACCUCUGCCUAUCUAUAAUGUAGCCUAAAUGAUGUAAGCUAUAGCUUUGGUGCCAGUGCCACACUGUUGGAGUACUAACGGCCCACAAGGCAUUACGUUUGUGGUUUAGAACAGCCAAAUCAUUUGCUGCAAGCUGCAGAUUCUUUGCCUUAUAGGACAGUACAUCAUGGACAACGGCAGUUGGGAUUUUUGUAACUCUGUAACCUUAAGUUUAAGUUGAAUAGGGUAUUUGCUUCCUCUCACUGGCUGUCAGUCAUGUCUAUGUGCAGGACGGGUCCCCUCCAAAAGUCAUGACAGGAUGAAGAUGAGAUUGGGAACAACAAUGGAUUGAAAGUCCAACUGUGGAACUGGCUGGUGGCAGUGGUGGAUGGUUCUGUUGUUCCACUGUGUGGCAUGAUGUCUUACUGGCUGGUGUAUGUGACAACUGUUUCUAUAGAAAAAUUAACAUAAUGCCCUCUGAGAUUUUCAAUUGGUCACCCAAUAACUAGAAAACUGGUCAAUCAAAUGUACAGUACCAGUCAUAAGUUUGGACACAACUACUCAUUCCAGGAUUUUUCUUUAUUUUUAC